AUGGCACCAGUUACUCCCACUUCCUCCUCCUCCUCCACGGGGACGGGAAUCCCGGAAGCUCAUCUGGCACUCUUGAAGGAUAAUGUUGAUGAUAGCCUCAUGACCGACUUCGCCACGGCGCCCUUGUUCACAGAGAAUGUACGCCUAGCCGUUGAUUAUGAAUCAUCUGGCCCUGACGACGAGCCAAUCUUCUCUCAGUACGGGUUGCUUGGCGGUGAUGUUACCGCUGGAAAGCUCGACCGCCUUCGAACCGGAGGUCUGGAUCCCCGCGUGUUCUACAAUACUGCAGCGCCCUCCAGUACUUUCAUCUGUGGCAGCCAAGGCUCCGGAAAGAGCCACACGCUGUCUGUCCUGUUGGAGAACUCGCUUGCCAAAUCUGUCGCCAAUGUGCUGCCGCGACCUUUGACCGGCCUGCUCUUCCACCGGGAUAGCUUCGUGUCUGAGACGGCCGGCGCACCAUGCGAGGCCGCGUACCUGUCGUCCAACCCUGCUAUCAGCGUCCGGGUUCUGUGUGCACCGUCGAAUAUUAUGAAUAUCCGCCGGAUCUACAGCAACCUCCCCAACGUCACCGUGGAGGAGCUUCGUAUCAACCAGUCUGAUCUGAACACGGACCGCAUGCUGGGUCUCAUGGCCGUUCACACGGGAAAGGACGGAGGAAUGCCUCUGUACCUGUAUGUGCUGAACCGAAUUCUCCGAGACUUGCGCAUUGAGCAGCAGCGAAGCGGACUGGCAUUCAACUAUGGCAAGUUCAAGGCCACCAUUGCCAAGGAGGCCAUGCUCGACAGCCAAUUGCUCCCACUUCAGCAGAGACUGGAGACACUGGAAAGCUUCAUGGUUAAGGAUCAGGCGCCACAAUACAAGCUUGGUAUGAAGAAAAAACAGUCCCAGAAGCAAUCACACAAGUCACAACAGUCGUCCGUGGAUGGGGAAGAUGUCGCAAAAGGCAACAUCUGGUUUCCCAAGCCGGGCCAACUGACGAUUGUCGACCUCUCCUGCCCCUGUAUCACGGCCGAACUCGCCUGCUCCCUCUUUGGGAUCUGUCUUAGUCUGUUUCUCGAGCAAUCUCUGGACAUCGGUCGGAUUGUCGCUCUGGACGAAGCACACAAGUUCAUGAAUGACAGCGCAGAAUGUGCGUCCCUCACGGAGGGACUCUUGCGCACGAUUCGCGAGCAGCGGCACUUGGCCGCCCGGGUCAUCAUAUCCACACAGGAACCGACCAUUUCGACCAAGCUACUGGAUCUUUGCUCGAUGACCAUCGUCCAUCGGUUCACGUCCCCAGAGUGGCUCCUCGCCCUCAAGAAGCAUCUCGCGGGCGCAUCGAAGCACACCAAGGCCGACGCGGACGGCCUCUCGGAAGCAACUUGGUCCGAAGACGCGGUAGUUCGCCCCUUGGUUCUGAAGGGAGACGACUACAUGUCUGCUUUGUUUUCCCAGAUCGUCAAACUUCGAACUGGCGAGGCUCUCGUCUUUGCGCCCAGCGCUGUCAUCGAUGUCGACUAUAAUGCCUGCGACGAGACAGUGGACGAUGAGGUUGUCAAUGAGGACAGCCAGGAAGUGCUCGAACCUGCUGACGAUACCGGAGCCAAGAUUUAUGCGGAAUCUGACAUCGCCUCCAGCCCCAAGAGCAGUGCUGGAGAUGAUGCUGAAUCUGCGGCGGAUGAUGUGUACGACAGUGACGAGUCCGAGUACUUUCCAAGUCCCAAGAAACUCGGAGAUGGUGUUCUGAAGCUGCGUAUCCGCAUGCGGGUGACAGCCGACGGCGGAAGAAGCGUCAUGGCUCACUGA
This is a messenger RNA of Clonostachys byssicola, 1785 nucleotides long. Lineage: Eukaryota; Fungi; Ascomycota; Sordariomycetes; Hypocreales; Bionectriaceae. The record is from the annotation of a GenBank genome assembly.